Oryza sativa Japonica Group (Japanese rice) is the source of this 1393-nucleotide messenger RNA. The record is from RefSeq and is a predicted model, not a curated record. Lineage: Eukaryota; Viridiplantae; Streptophyta; Magnoliopsida; Poales; Poaceae.
AAUCUGGUACGUUGGAUCGUAGUAGAUUGGACGGUCCAGAUGCUCUCUGCUGCUGCUGCUUGUGGUCUGGACACCGGAGAGACUCACCGCGGCAGAGUUGAGUACUCGCCGACGACGAGGCCGGCGGCUGCGCGCCACCUCGCCGUUUCCCUCUCCGCCGCAUCCACACGACGACACAUGGCCUCCGCCGCCGCCGCCGCCGACCCCGGCGCGGCGUACAAGCUCCUCCUCUCCUGCCCCGCCGGCCUCCCCAGAUCCCGCGUUUCGGUUAAAUUUGAUCAGUCAUUCGAUCGGAUUCCCCAUCCGGAUGCAGCCUUGGAAGAAUCAAUAAGUGUGAUAUGGAACCAGAGACUUAAGCAGAACCCGUCGUCGUACAGCGGCACAAAAUUUCGGUAUGGAGGACACGCUGUGCACUACAAAGAUGAACCAAAUAAGGAGUAUUGUGUUUCACUUCAUUUGGGUCUCACAGAUUACAGCACAUUUGUGGGAACAAAUCUUAAUCCAUUGUGGGAGAAAUUUUUGGUCCCAUCUGAAGAUGAUUCUGUGCAUUGCCAACACAUGUCGAAUCCACUGGGAAAUGGUGCAAUUGUUCAAACAUCUGAUGAAAAGAUCAUCGUAUUGCAAAGAAGCUACAAUGUUGGGGAGUUUCCAGGUUACUUUGUUUUUCCUGGAGGACAUUCCGAGCCACAAGAAAUUGGAAUCUUGGCACAUCAAACUGAUGAAAAGGACCUUGCUGUUCUCAACGAAAGAGUUUCCCAAGAGAUGUUUGAUGGAAUCAUCCGUGAGGUAGUUGAGGAAACUGGAGUGCCUUCUAAUUCACUGACAGAGCCUGUCUUCAUUGGAAUUUCUCGCCGGGAGAUGAAUGUUAGGCCAACUGCAUUCUUUUUUACAAAAUGCAACAUAGAUUCAGGUGGAGUGCAUGAAUUAUAUUCUAGAGCUCAAGAUGGUUUUGAAUCUACAAAGAUGUAUGCAGUCUCAGAGGAAGAGCUACUAGGAAUGACCGACCGAAUGCCUGGUUGCCACCGUGGUGGCUUUGCUCUCUAUGAAAUGAUGAAGACUGCUGCCAAAAAAUCAUGAAAAUGAACAAUAGUGAUAUUGAAUUCUUCUCUAAUAUCAUAAAAUAAACAGGGAGAGAGAUUGGCGUCACAAGAAAACAAUACAGUAGUUACUCCUUUUCUCUGGAGCUGAUGCAUUUUCUUUCCCCUUGUUGCACUGAGAGUUUUUCAGUACAAGUGCGGAAGAAAUAAGUUCUUAUUUACAUUCUCAAUUUAUUUUUUUAUUUUUUUAUCCUACAUUCUCACUUUGUUGCUUGGAAUUGAUGUUGUAAUUGAGACCAUCGCACUCGUGACAUGAUUUCUAUCUAAUCAAAAUUCUUUCAGUUUCAGAUGUUUAA